Messenger RNA from Exaiptasia diaphana, 1646 nucleotides. RefSeq lists its product as uncharacterized. The coding region runs from base 150 to 1451 and encodes 433 amino acids. NCBI's taxonomy places the organism in Eukaryota, Metazoa, Cnidaria, Anthozoa, Actiniaria, Aiptasiidae. The transcript is spliced from 5 exons. The record is from RefSeq and is a predicted model, not a curated record.
AUUAUGUACGAUUAUUCACCGGGUACAUUGUUAUSUUAGGGACACUGAACGUAGAGGUCAUCUGGUCUGUACCACGUGAUGACGGUGACGCAACGGUUACUGGUUACCAGGUCUUUAUAAACAACCAAAAACACGGACAGCCGCUGAAUAUGAAUACCUUAAAAGUUGAUUUGAAGUUACCUGCAUCACCACAUGAUCACGUGAUUACUUUAAGGAGUCUUACAAACCAUCCCAUCGGUCAUAGCGAGCCUUCAAGUGAAAUACCCCUUCCUACUAAAGCCUUUUUGCCAUUCGUACAAUUUUGUUACUUUGGAGUACACUCUGAGUCGCAUGAUUGCUGCUAUGAAGACAGUCUUUCGUACGAAUUAAAAAACAAACAAGUAGCGAUGCACAGGGGUACCCUUGGGAAGCCUCUCCCCUCCCCUGUGUGUUAUGUUACAGAUGUUUUCAAAUCUCGUACUCGACACUUGGUUGAACCAACAGACAAACCGCUGGUUAUUCUGUUUUGGACUAUCUGGUGUCAUUCAUCAUUGAAAGCCAUGGCAAUGUUCGUAGAAUUUUCAAGAAAUCAUCAUGAACACAUGAAUUUUAUCACGUGCUGCGUUCAAAGUAACCAACCAGCCAGCGGUCAUCACCAUUGUCUACGUGAGCAGCUCACAUCACGUGAUUGGAUAUCCAAAAAUGUUCAACAUUUAUGUGGCUGUCAUCCUGCUGGUCAGCAGCCUUUCAUUCGACGUAACGAAGGGGGGAGUGGUAGGGGCAGUGUUUGUCACGUGUAUGGGCUUGUCGGUGUACCGACCAUAGUGCUUUGCAAUCACGAUGGCUAUAUUACAUGGCAGGGUCGUAUCUGUGCUCAUAACUUUGCUGAAUACGAAAAGUGCUUGCUUCACGCCUUCAAUGAAUCGUUAAACCAAGAAUGUAGUAUUUCAGAAUGUGAUCAAUGCGUGCUAGAUUACGAGUUAGACACAAGUAGUUUUACUUCACAGAUGCUAUCAAACCCUCACGACAGCUAUGACUACAAGAAAGCUAAACAAGACUCAUCCCUAGUGGUGACGGGACAUUUGUCAAGGUUUCACCAUGAUUACCAUUCGACAGAGAACUUUCAAAAAAUCGACRUAACUCCGUCCGACUUAACAGAAACUAUACACCCAGGCACUCUUAAAAACACAGAGGUUUUACGUCGCCGUCUACAUAAUACACGACCUCAAACGUCGCCUUCAAAAGAGAUAUCAUUGACACUUCCUGAAGCAAACGCUCGACCUUUAACUAGAGCGAAAACAGCCAAUCAAACGCGAAAUUCAAUAUUCAAGAGUCGGUUUUCGUCAUCUAUGACGUCAUCAUUACCAAGUCUUGGAUUGACCAAUAGGAGUUCAGAGUCUGGAAAACAAAGAUCAGUUUUAACUAAGCCAAAAAAAGUUACGAUAUCGGUUGAUGAAUUCAAUCCAGUUUAGAAAAUACCCUGACCCAAGGAAGACUGGGAUGACUUAUCAACGUCUAUUUUAUAUUUUUUCCUACUCGAAAAACCUUUGCGAAGUAACGGAAUAAGGAUCUUUUUUGGAAAAGAAAGAAGUUUAAAACAAGUAAGGUUAAAAUAAUCAUUUCACACCKGAUAUAGUGAUUGCAAUAUUUAUUUAAAAGAGUACAAA